CUGCAAAUCUAGCGCACAACUCAGAGUAUGCAUCGCAGUCUGUAUUCAUCGAUUUCCCUGUGCUAAAACGUCUAUGCCGAUAACAUGGGGAAAGCAGAGGACAGUACUGAUAGGGAUAAUGAAGCCAAUGAACCUAUGGCCCAGUGGAAAGAAAAUGAAGCACAGGAUGAAAUUUCAUCGAAGAAGACCUCAGAAAGAAGCGCCGAGCGAGCGUUCCGUCGUCGGGUAAUUCUGCAGACAGCUCUAACGUACGGUUACCUGUGCCAUGGUCUCUGUACGUGUUUCUCCGGGGCCGCCCUGCCCGAUCUACGUGUUCGCACGAACAGCAACUGGGAGGAAAUCUCACGUGCCGUGGUGGGGCGCGGAAUCGGCAUGUUCUUUGGCGCCAUUGGCGGCGGCUUCCUGUGCGAUCGCUUCAACGGGUCUCUCCUUGCCCUCUUAGCUCUGGGACCGACUCUUGAAGCUCUUGGGUCCUUCGUUAUUCCGUGGUGCACAGUGUGGUGGACUCUGAUGGCGAUGUUUAGCAUUCAGGGCAUCACGGAGGGUCUUCUGAUAUCAGCUGCUUCGAAGCUAUCCUUUCAGUUGUGGGGCAGAGAGGCGGCAGCCCCUGUGUUCGCAACAAGUCUUGCCUUCGGACUUGGCGCCAUAGUCGGGCCACAGAUAAUUGAGCCAUUCCUAGGAACACAUUCACACGUGUUGGAACCUCAAAACAACAACACUGUAACUGCCACUUCGCUCUCACUGGCCAUCAAUGGCUCAUUGACCCAUGAAAAAGGUGCAACGGCGUACAAAUUCGCAGGCGAAUCACUGUAUGCUUAUAACCAGACGAACUCAAAUACACUGUCAAAUAUUAGUGGAUCUUACCUGGUUAAGAGAAUCAUUCCAAACAAUGAUUCCCAGAUCGAAUACGCAUACACUAUUGGCGGCAUCAUGUCCGUUCUUGCCGCCAUAGCCUUCCUCGUUCUUCAGUAUGUGUCGAACAGGUGCAAAUGGAACGUGUAUGGCGACCACACGGCAAUACCGGCAGAGCCAACGGACAAGAAACCGAAAGACUCAGGUUCCGCGCUCCAAUCUGGCAAGUGCGCGAAAGGGGACACGGUGUUCGGAGUCCAGCUCCUUGGGCUCAUGUUGUUCUUCUACAUCCACAUCGUCGGGGGUGAGUGGGCGCUGGAUAAGUUCAUGUUUGCCUACAUCACGGAGGGCCCUCUCCAUAGAGAGCCCUUCGAGGCAUCCCUGAUGGUGUCGAUAUUUUGGGGGUGUUACACGGGGGGGCGGGGCAUCAGUGCAUUAAUAUCGAAAUGGGUGAAGCCUUCCUUUAUCCUGGGCACAGUGGUCCUCGGGCAGCUGUUGGCGGGGAUUCUUCUGUGCACUGAAGCCGGGAAUAACGUCAGUGUCUUCUGGUUCGUGAACUGCCUCUACGGACUGGCAAUAGGGCCCGUCUAUCCGGGCGCCUUGGUGUGGGUGAACCGCUACAUCCAGGUCUCCGGGAUGGUGCUUGCCGUGGUGCUUAUAGGGGGGUCUGCGGGAGGGUUCAUUUAUCAGUGGAUAGUGGGAAUAGUGUUCCAGUUGUACGGCCUCGACAGCCUUGGUUACGUUAUGUUGGUGGAGGGAAUAUGCAUCACGACCACGUUUGUACUGCUGGAGAUAACGGGCAGGCGGCAUGGGACGCGCUUCAAAAAGACUCCAGGAAACAAUAACGACCAUGGUCGCAAGGGUGACGACCCGGAGGACGUCCACGUCUCCAUGUUAAUGCUUUCUCAGGUGUAG
Molecule: messenger RNA, 1767 nt
Organism: Lingula anatina
Lineage: Eukaryota; Metazoa; Brachiopoda; Lingulata; Lingulida; Lingulidae
Product: sodium-dependent glucose transporter 1A
Biological process (GO): transmembrane transport
Molecular function (GO): D-glucose transmembrane transporter activity
Source: RefSeq, a predicted model, not a curated record